AUGGCGUUAUUAAUAGGGUUUUUAUGUUAUGUUAAUGAAAUGGAUCAUGCACGACUAACAGUUAUGGAAGCAUUUUUUUUAGGAGUUUCAACGUCUACUGAUACAGGGUUAUUAACAUUUGACUUUUCAAUUACAAAAAUUAGUACUCAAAUAAUUGUAAUGAUUGGAGCAGAGUUAUGUGGAGUAUUUUUUGCAUCAACAUUAGUGCCUUCAGUGUGUAGAUGGUAUAGAUUAAAACAAAUUAUUAAACAACAAGAAUUAUUAAAUAGUGAUAGUACAAAUACAUUAGUUGAUUUUUCAUCAAGUGAAAGUAGUGAAACAACAGAUGAAACAAAUGAUGAAACGAAUUUACAAGUAUUUACAAGUGAAAUAGAACCAAUGCGAUAUGAUUAUAAAUUAGAAAUUAAAUCAUUAGAAUAUUUUAUUUAUAUUUUAUUAUUCUAUACAAUAUCAUUUAAACUUAUUGGAUUUAUUGUUAUAUUAAUAACUUGUUAUACUUCUAAUGAAACUAUAAAUUUCUUAAAUCAACAACAAAUAAAUCCAAUUUGGUUUAGUUUAUUUCAAACAAUAUCUUCAUGGAAUAAUUUAGGAAUGACUGUUAAUCAAAAUUCAUUAAAUCCAUUAAUUAAUGUUCAUUGUAUAGUAAUUACAUCUGUAUUUCUUAAUAUGACAGGAAAUAUAAUGAUUCCAAUUAUUACUAGAAUGUUAACAUUUAUUGUUCAUAGACUUUUUGAACAAAAAUCAAAACAUUGUUCAAAGCCACAACCAUUAUUAUAUAUUUUAAAAGCACCUACUAGAAUGUCAUUAUCUUUCUUCUCUUCUACACAAACAAAAUUAUUGUUUCUUGUUCAACUCUUUUUAAUUCUUCUUCAAACUAUUUUCUUUUCAUUGUUUUAUAAUAAAAAUGAUCUUUCACCUCUUUAUGUUGGAUUUGUUAAUUCAUCUUUUACUCGUACUGCAGGAUUUAGUAUAAUUAAUGUUCGUGAUUUAAGUCCACCUGUUAUAUUAACUUAUAUUUUAUCAAUGUAUAUUGCUGCUUAUCCAACAGUAAUUUUACGUCAAUAUCGUGAUAUUGAAGUAAAUGCAAAAGCUGGUUUAAUUCAUAUUCAAUCAAAUAUUACUACUAUUUUAAAAUAUGUAAAAAGUUUAUUUUUCUCACAUAUAAUUUGGUUUUAUACAGCAACUUUAAUAGUAAUGGCUUUUUAUUGUUCUGCUCAUACAACUGGUGCAAAUCAAUUAAUUGAUGUAAUGUUUGAAAUUUCAAGUGCUUUUGGAACUGUGGGAAUGUCAUUAGGAUCAUCAAAAGAUCCUUGUAGUUUUAGUGGAGAUGUUCCAAUCCCAGCACAAUUAAUUAUAUGCUUAGUUAUGAUAUUAGGCAGACAUAGAGGAUUUCCAACUCACAGUUAUCCAUUAGAUUAUUAUUCUUUUUGGAAAAAAGUUAAUUCUUAA
Molecule: messenger RNA, 1449 nt
Organism: Entamoeba histolytica HM-1:IMSS
Lineage: Eukaryota; Evosea; Mastigamoebida; Endamoebidae
Product: high-affinity potassium uptake transporter, putative
Exons: 3
Coding region: 1-1449 (482 amino acids)
Biological process (GO): potassium ion import across plasma membrane; intracellular potassium ion homeostasis
Cellular component (GO): plasma membrane
Molecular function (GO): high-affinity potassium ion transmembrane transporter activity
Source: RefSeq, a predicted model, not a curated record